GCAGCUUGACAAUGUGAAAAAACAACCACGCAAAUAUUUUUUAAUGUAACCUGUUUGUUCAGAAACUGCUCAAACCAGUAAUUUGGCUGUGACUAAUUAGACUAGCGAUUUGUAGCUUCAAACAAGCAUCUUGGGGUUUCAAAAUAUCUCUGUACUAGUAGCUCUCGCACAAAGCGUUCAGCUAGAAUCGCUUUCCCUCAGUUUUCCUUUCCAUACUCCCUCAUUCCCACGCACACAUCUCGUAACCUGGCUCCAUCAACACCUCCUGUUCCUCCUUCUGUCCCAGCUGUCACUGAAGAUGGAGGGUGAGAAGGGAACAUUAGAGGCAGGUACCAAAGAGCAGCCUGAUACGACGGGUCCCCUGACAGUCGAACAGCUGGCAGCUAUAGAGGAUGAAGAGAUCCUCAAUAAUAUGCUAGAUAAGGCUGUGGAUUUCGAGGAGAGGAAAAUGAUCCGCGCUGCCAUGAGAGAACUGCUGAAGAGAAAGAGGGAGCGGCGUGAUAGGGAGCGGGUGGCCCGGAUGGAGACCCUGCGUCAGCAGGGUGGUGGAGGAAAGACAGCUGCUGGACUGAAUAAGGACCAGAAACCCGCUAAUGGUCCGAGCGGCGCUCAGUACAAAGCACACAGGAUGGCUCAGGCAAAAACAUUUUCUCCACCAACCUCUACUUCCUCUCCAAAAGCUGUGGGCAGCCCGGCUCAGUCCCAUGCAGCCAGGGUUAAAGUGCCAGGCGGCUCGGCGGUCGGGGGCCCAAAUACCAAAGAUGUCAAACAGAUGCUGCUGGACUGGUGCAGAGUCAAGACUGAACCAUAUGAGGGUGUGAACAUCCAAAAUUUCUCAUCUAGCUGGGCAGACGGUCUGGCGUUUUGUGCCCUGGUGCACAGGUUCUUCCCAGAGAGCUUUGAAUAUUGCACUCUUGACCCCUAUGAUCGCAGGGCCAACUUUGAGAAGGCAUUCAAGACUGCAGAGAGGCUAGCUGACUGUCCUCCCCUGCUGGACGUUGAUGACUUGAUGCGGAUGCGAGAGCCAGACUGGAAGUGUGUGUACACGUAUAUCCAGGAGUUUUACCGCUGCCUAGUAGAGAAAGGCCUUGUCAAGACUAAAAAGAAGAUGCCAUAGAAACCUUCGCAUUUUGAGUGUUUUCACUCUAAAUAACCAAAAGACUAUAACAUGCACACAACAUCGCGCACACGUGACCUGACCUGAAGCUUCUACCAAAGAUCAGUCUAUUAUGUACUUAUGCUCUUCUCUGUUUCAUAUGUACACGUAUGCAGUGGAUGAGGAUUAUAACCUGCGUGUUUUGUGCUCUGGUACAGCUGGGGCUCUGAAACAGUGCAUUCCACUGAGAUUACAC
Sinocyclocheilus anshuiensis is the source of this 1352-nucleotide messenger RNA. Its product is annotated as smoothelin-like. The record is from RefSeq and is a predicted model, not a curated record. The transcript is spliced from 7 exons. Bases 299 to 1117 code for a protein of 272 amino acids. NCBI's taxonomy places the organism in Eukaryota, Metazoa, Chordata, Actinopteri, Cypriniformes, Cyprinidae. Gene Ontology annotation, molecular function: protein binding.